AUGAAGGAGGAAAACAUGUGCCCAGAGUCCCCCGAAGGCAGCCUGGCCACCAGCGAGGAGGAAGGCGAGCGGCUGCACGACGGCGGCGUCCCCUCGCCGCAGGGCAAGCGCAGCAAGCGCAGCCCCGUCCCGCAGUCCUUCGAGGAUGCCCACACGCAGCGGGUCAUCGCCAACGUGCGGGAGCGCCAGCGGACCCAGUCGCUCAACGACGCCUUCGCCGAGCUGCGCAAGAUCAUCCCCACGCUGCCCUCCGACAAGCUCAGCAAGAUCCAGACCCUCAAGCUGGCCGCCCGCUACAUAGACUUCUUGUACCAGGUCCUGCAGAGCGAUGAGCUGGACCACAAGAUCGCCAGCUGCAACUACCUGGCCCACGAGAGGCUCAGCUACGCCUUCUCCGUCUGGAGGAUGGAAGGGGCUUGGUCCAUGUCGGCGUCGCACUGA
Messenger RNA from Mesitornis unicolor (brown roatelo), 441 nucleotides. RefSeq names its product twist-related protein 2-like. The transcript has 2 exons. Gene Ontology annotation, biological process: developmental process; regulation of transcription by RNA polymerase II. Gene Ontology annotation, molecular function: protein dimerization activity; DNA-binding transcription factor activity, RNA polymerase II-specific; RNA polymerase II transcription regulatory region sequence-specific DNA binding. The record is from RefSeq and is a predicted model, not a curated record. NCBI's taxonomy places the organism in Eukaryota, Metazoa, Chordata, Aves, Mesitornithiformes, Mesitornithidae. The coding region runs from base 1 to 441 and encodes 146 amino acids.